Psylliodes chrysocephalus is the source of this 4479-nucleotide messenger RNA. The record is from the annotation of a GenBank genome assembly. NCBI's taxonomy places the organism in Eukaryota, Metazoa, Arthropoda, Insecta, Coleoptera, Chrysomelidae.
AGUAAAUGAACAUGAAAGAAGAAUAUACUUUCACAAAACAUAAACAUUCCAAUUUUAUACUGUUUAUUUGAGGUUUAUUUAUGAAUUCCACCUGUUUUAGCGAUUUUAUAACAUGCAGGAUGCCUUUUAAGUUGAAAUUGAAGAAAUCCCGUCAUUAUAGUGUGGUAUCAAAAUCACUAUUUGUAAUAUCUGUUGAGAUACUUGAUGGCACUAUUGUGGAAUGUACAUUGUCUUCAGAGAGUACUGGACAAGAUUGUUUGGAUGUUGUUUGCCAAAAACUAAGUCUAAAUCAACCGAAAUUCUUUGGGCUGCAGUACGUGAGCAGAAAUACUGAGAAUAGCUUGUGUUGGUUAGAAUUAGAUAAACCCAUUAAGAGACAGUUGGAUAAAUAUGCUAGGGGUUUAUGUGUCUGUCUUAGAGUUACAUACUAUGUUAUUUCUGGAGUUAGGCUGUUUAAUGAUGAGGUUACUAGAUACCACUAUUUUUUACAAUUAAAGCAAGAUGUUAUUGAAGGCAGAAUAUCUUGCUCGCCUCAGCAAGCUGUGGAACUGGCAAGUUAUUCAAUGCAAGCAGAAUUUGGUAAUUUUGAUGCUGAGAGACACACAGCACAUUACCUUAAGGAUUUCCAACUUUUUCCUAAGACUUUUACAGAGCCUUCUCUUUUGGAAACACUAACUGAGGCAGCUAGUAGACAACAUGCAGCUCUUCACAAUUUGCCACAAGGUACUGCUGAAGAGUACUAUAUUUGUGCUUGUCAGCGUUUGGAUGGCUAUGGACAAGAAGUAUAUUCAGUUAAAGAUCAAGAAGGUAGUGAUACUCUAAUAGGGAUUUGUUUGACUGGAGUUUACAUUGGAUAUCCUGGAGGAAAGGAGGGACGUCAUUUUGGGUGGUCUGAUAUAAGUAAUGUUAUCAAUCACAAACGAGAUUUUACAAUAGAAUCUGUUGGUGGAACAGAAAAAGUCGAAUUUCAAUUUACUGACGUUGAGAGCGCUAAAAAUGCAUGGCGUUUUUGUGUGCUACAACACAUUUUCUAUCGACAAUAUGAAAUGAAUAUUCUUGAAAAUGAAAAAGCCUUACCCAAACCUCCCAUUUUCCAACAAAAUGAGGACAAGUUAAGACAAAGAGAUAGUUACGAAGAUGUUACAAAUUCGAAUCUACAGUGGGACAGACCUGUCUCGUCAACUCAAAGUUUGAGCCACAGGGCGCAGUCAACGUCUUGUUUGGAUCUUAAUCAGCAUAGUGAACUAGACACUCUCAGAAGCCUUUUACCUUCUUACCGUCCAGCCCCGGAUUAUGAGACUGCCAUACAGCAAAAGUAUAGAAAUUCUUCAGGUGCCAUAUCGUCUCGAACCACUCAUCCUAUAUUGUACAGUUCGCAACCAGAGAUCCAUCAAACAGACGCCUAUCCGGCUCACUUACACUAUCCAGAUGUGACACACAACAAUAUUGAACAAAAAAACGUUGUGUAUAACACGGCAUUCCCGAGAUCUCAGUUGAUCGACAACAUGGGAAUGUUGCACGUCUAUAAAUCUCCUCCACCGUAUCCUACGAAUAAAAUCAAUUCGAAUUCAACACCUGAUUUAGCGGGCAUGUCCCAGCAGCUCAAACCGCAUCCCGGUUUUGUUAGUAACAUCGUAAGCGGAUCUAGUCCAGAUCUCGUUUCAGGGGGAAAUUUAUAUUUGAGGCACCUUUAUUCAGGCCAUCCCGUUCAUCCUGUUCACAGAUCGCAUAGUUAUUUGCCUCCUCAACACGGCACUUACGAGAAUUUGGCGUCGAUUUUUAAUAACAAUAUGUUGGGCAGACCUCAAGCAGUUAUUGUUGAAAACCCUAAUAUAACUAAACACAUUAAGAAAGUGUAUGAUGAACAUGGUAAUAUCAUCUAUUGCAUGCCGGCUAAUAUGAAACAGAUUUUGCAAGAGAAUCAGUUGCCCAGUACUGGUUUUGUCGUAACUCGUAAUCAAAAUGCCAUGGUAGCCCAUGAUCAUCAUUUGAAUAAUUCGACAGAACCGAUUUAUGAAAAUAUACCUUUACCGUGGCAAAAUGAGGGGGAAAUGAGAGGUCGAACGCAGAGCAUUCAUUCAGCCCCCGAGAUUAGUCAGGUCGUGAAUCAUCCAUUGGUCAAUGCUGUGCAAUCCCAGAUGCAAAAACUCAACAUGAAUAACGGUCAGCAAGGUAGCAGAGAAAAUCUCUAUGUAAACAUAGAUCGUUUAAAAUCCUCAUCGAAAACGGACAUAAAUUCCCAAAAUACCAGUACCCAUAAUCUCAGCGAAAGCAGUCGUUCCGUCCAUGCUUUAGACACCACUCAAAUGUCGAAUGUCCCAAGCUUUCCAACAGACCGUUUUUUCGACAACAAAGCAUCCUCGACAUCGACUGUUGCCCCACCAUCUUUUGUCGAAACAAGCAGCAGCAGCAUGAUAAAUGAGAGCAGUUGUGACUCAACGUCUGCUUCAAAUACUAGUUCAAAGUCCAAAAAGAAGAGGUGGGGUAUAUUGAUGGGAAGAAGCAAGUCGGGGGAAAAGGUGAAAAGCGCGACAUUAGGAAGGGAAAAAAAGAAGAAAGAGGACGAUCAAAGUCAGGGGAAUAACAGACACAGGUGGUCUACAGGGUUGCCAAGAUUUAAUCCCUUACCACCUUCGAUUAGUAAAGAAACUAUGUGCCAACUUUUGGAAAAUAAGCUAGCUGAUAGUCAGUUGUUUUUUGAAUUUGAUAAAAUUCCAAAGAAAAAACAAAAUGCCGAAUUUAAAACCGCUUUACUUCCUGAAAAUGCGGGUUUUAACAAGUUCAAAGAUGUGCUUCCAUACGAAGAUAAUAGAUUAAGACUUACACCUACCAAAAAUAAUAAAUACGGAUAUAUCAAUGCUUCCCACAUUACGGCGACUGUUGGUAGCAAACAGAGAUUUUACAUAGCAGCUCAAGGCCCUUCAACUCAAACUUUACCGCACUUCUGGCAGUGCGUUUGGGAAGCUGAGGUCUAUUUAAUGGUGCAACUAACCGAGCCGACAGAAGACAUUACUUACCUGCCCGAUGCUGGAGAAAGAUGUAUUGAUGUUGAUCAGGAUUACCAAAUAUGGUGGGAGUUUUCUCAAAAAACGGGCCACUGUGUUACCAGCAAAGUCAGAUUGUGCCAUGUCAUAUCAAGGAGAUACCGUACAAUAUGGCAUCUUCAUUACACAGAUUGGGGCGACCAGGGUUGUCCUAAUUCCGUCUCACAUUUUUUGGGCUUUCUCGAAGAAAUGCAGUCCGUUCAUCAGCAUUCAAUGGGCGAAAUUCCUCCAGGCCAUAAUAAGAAUCCGCCUAUUUUGGUGCAUUGUACCGCCGGCGUAGGACGGACAGGUCUUACCAUUUUAAGUGAUUUACUGCUGUAUACUGUUGACCAUAACCAGGAGGUGUGUAUACCGAGGGUGGUAGGUUUGCUUCGACAACAACGUGCCUACAUGAUACAAACGAUAGCGCAAUACAGAUUCGUUUAUUCAUUACUAAUACAUUAUCUCAAACAAACUAGGCUAAUAUAGCACUUUGUCCUGUUUUUUUUUUAUCACUGUGUGCAAUUUUCUUGAUAUUUUAUUGACUUUUACAAGAUUAUUUUUUAGAUGUAGAGUAUUAUUUGAUAUGUGAUAUAUUUACUAAUGUUUGCUCUAAAAAUGUUGAUGUAGUGGGUUUGAAAAAAUUAUCAAGAUUUCAAAAAAUAUACAUUUAUAAUAAAUUGAGUGCCUUCCAAGUGUUUAGGUAGAUAUUAAAAAAGACCUAAACCCGCUAAAUAUAAUUUAAAACCAUAUAAAAAAGAGAUUAUUUACUACAUCUAAAAUUAGAAUCUUUAUAGAUUUAAUUUUAUUAAUUUCAAUUCUAUGUCAAAUGAAAUCAAAUAAAAAAAAUGUAAGUUAAGUUUAAGAGCAGCUAUAUUUCUUAUGCAUUAUUUUUACUUUAGUUUUAGUAUUAUUUUUCUCUUUCUUUCUUUACGUCCUGUGCAAAAUGUGGAAAUAAGGAAAAAUUUGGUUACACAUAAAUGUUAUUAAAUUAUUAAAAAAAAAGCUAUUAAUUUGGCUUCUCAUUUACUUCCGAGGCAUAUUUCGAAUGUUUGACGAUUUCCUCAAAUUGCACGUUUUGUACUUAAUUUGUGGCAAUUUUUCCAACUGGCUUUAAUUUAUGUAAAGUAAAUUUAUACAAUUGAGAGUCUGAUUUUUUUGUGCAUACGGUGCAUUUUGUUUAUGUACAACUUUUAAGUUUAAUGUUUUUAUUACUAUCAAAAUAAUGUUUCUCUCGUAUUUUUAGCUUUUAAGUAUUUACCAUUAUAUUUUCGAUUUUAAUCAAAGUUUUUAUUGUGUUCUAGGAUUGUUGAAGGAUUUUUUUUUUCGAAUGAAAAACAAAAAAAAUGAGAUUUUAUUACCUUAGGUUUUUAACAAUAGUAUUCACAAAUUUAGUCCAGCUAAAAAUUGUGAUUUUUUACAUUUGAAAAUGUAUAAGACAUUUUGAUGUAUUUAA